CCGGAAGUUGCUGUUAUAUUUUCUGCAGAAAUGCCCUAGCUGAGCUGGUUGAAUGGAUGUUGUGAUGCUCUGAGGUGCCUUUGCUUCGGGCUUUGCUCUAAUUUGUACGAGAUGACGUAAAACUUUAAGUUUAUCUCUUCACGUUUUUGCUCUUGUCUUCCGCCCUUACCCGCCGCUGCUGGUCAGAUCACCAUGGCAACGAGGAUGAAGCUGAAGCUGAAGACUGUGUUCAUGCUCUACUUCAUGGUCUCCCUGAUGGGCCUCAUCUAUGCACUGAUGCAGCUCGGCCAGCGUUGUGACUGCACAGAGCACAUCAUGCCAAAAGACCGUACCAUAUCUCAUCUUCGGGGCGAGCUACACCAUCUUCAGGAUCAGAUAAAGAAGUUUGAGUCAACAAAACAACCCAAAAAACAGCCACUCAAACCUUCCCUGCCCACAAUCUUUGUCAUUACUCCUACAUAUGCGAGACUGGUUCAGAAGGCCGAGUUAAUCCGUCUGGCCCAGACUUUCCUCCAUGUUCCUCAGCUCCACUGGAUUGUGGUGGAGGACUCGCCACACAAGACGCCUCUUGUGACUGAUCUCCUGAUGAAGAGUGGUUUGGUCUACACACAUCUACACAUGCUCACGGCCAAGGACCGCAAACUAAAGGAGGGCGACCCCAACUGGCUGAAGCCCCGUGGAGUGGAGCAGAGAAACGAGGGCCUGCGAUGGCUCAGAGAGGAGAGAAGAGCUCAGCCAGGAGAAGACAACCAGCAGGGAGUGGUUUACUUUGCUGAUGACGAUAACACAUACAGUGUGCAGAUAUUUGAAGAGAUGAGGAGCACCCAGCGAGUUUCAGUGUGGCCGGUGGGGCUGGUUGGUGGGAUGAAAUAUGAAAGGCCCGUUGUUGAAGGAGGAAAGGUGGUUCGUUUCCACGUCGGCUGGCGGCCCAGUCGUCCCUUCCCGAUGGACAUGGCUGGCUUUGCUGUUUCCCUCAAACUGGUCCUGGCCAAUCCGGAGGCUUGUUUCGAUGGAGAGGCACCAAUGGGCUUCCUAGAAAGCAGCUUCCUUCAGGGUCUGGUUACCAUGGAUGAACUGGAGCCCAAAGCCGACAAUUGCACUAAAGUGCUGGUGUGGCACACACGGACAGAGAAACCGAAGAUGAAGAGAGAGGAGGCGCUACAGGCGCAGGGACUGGGUUCAGACCCCGCUGUAGAGGUCUGAGAAAAAACACACACUCACAGACACACAGACAGACCCACCCUCACAGUGUAAAGCAUCCUCUGCUGUUAAAUGCCGCAUCUGUGACCAUGCGCUAUAAAUACUGGAAAACAGAAAACAUCUGUUGUAAGAGACAUUUAAAUUCACCUGCUAAUGACUGUUUUUCUUUUUAAAUUGGGUCAGAUAGUAAAUGUUACUGUUUUGUAUUUUAAACCAGUGCGUGUUUAAGGAUUUCUUUAUUUAUUUUAGCUAGUUUGUCUUUGUUAAGCUGUUAUGUGGAUAAUCAUGCAGUUCAAACAGUUAACUGAAGGGGGCGCCGGAUCAAAACUUUAUAGAGCCACACUGUUGCACAGUUCGUGUUCAUGUAUGUGUCAUUUGUUUUUAUUAUUAUUAUGCCACAUUUUUGUAACUAUGGAUGAGGACAACAAUAAUAUAAGUGGUACAGGUAAAGGUAUAGACCUUAACAAGGAAGAUGUGGCUUUUGAUAUAAUGGCUAUGCCUGUGAAGAUCUGUUUAGAAUGUGUGUAUCUGUACAUUCACAAAGGUGGAUAAAUAAUAUAAUUCAAAAGGUAGAUAUUAUGAUUAUCACCAUAUCAUGCUAAAAAUGUAGAAUAUAUUAUUAUUAUUAUUUUAAUAAUAAUAAUAAUAAUAAUAAUAAUAAUAAUCAUCAUCAUCAUAAAAAAUAUGUUAUAUGGUCAGUUUGUAAUAGUACCUGUUAUUACUCUUUUUGCAUUAUUGAUUAGUUAAAUCUGCUGUGAAACGCUGGGUUGCCUUCAGACCCAGACAAAACAGAGCUCUGGGAAUGGAGCUUAUUUUUCAGGGACCCAGCAGUUUACUUGAUAUAUAUUUUGAUAAUGGGAAAACCUCUGCCCCUGGGUACCAUGAAAAAAGCUGCACUGGUAAAUUUAAUACAAUCCUGGUUCCAAAAAUGUUGAGGAGUUGUAAAUAACAACAGAAUGCAAUGAUUUGAAAAUCUCAUAAAAACUUUCUUUAUUCCCAAUUGAACAUAAAAACAUAUCAGAUGCUGAAACUAAGACAUGGAAAAUAUCAGGUCAUUUUGAAUUUGGUGACAUCAACAUGUGGUUGGAUCAGGGGCAAUAAAAGAGAGAAUUAAAACUAAUCAGGUUAACUCGCAAAAGGUCAGUAACAUGGCUGGGUGUAUAAGGAGCAUUUCAGAGAGGCAGAGCCUCUCAGAUAUAAAGAUGGACCAAUCUGCAACUAAGUUUCAACAUCUGAUUCAUAGUUUAUUUUCUAUUGGUUAUGAAAUAUGGGUUUAUUUUACACAGUUCCAGCCUUUUGGGACUUGAAAGUAUUAAUGUGGACAUGAUAACAAAUAAUUAAUAAUCAUAACAUUGAGCGUUUUCAUAUUCAUUCAAAAAUAUUGUAAUAUAAACAUAGGAGAGAAAAAGAAAAAAAUCACCUGUUCCAGACAUAUGUUACCUUUCCAUUACAUUCAUAUGUUGAAAAAACUCAUGAAAAUAAUUCAGAUUAAUGAUGUUUAGAAGUAUUGUCAGGCUGAGGUAGCGCUUACUCAUUUAUCUGACAGUAAAAAUAGUCGUAACAUUAAUUGCAGCCCAAACUAUGCUGAACAAAUAAAAAAAAGAAAGAAGUCGUUGCCUUCCGUUUAUGCUGCCAUGCACUUGUGAUAGAAGGUAAACAGGUAAAACCUAGCAACACUGUACUGCAACACAAGCAUGGGAUUUAAUGGCUAACACUCUGCGUAGUCCUGUUAAAUCUUAGAGCUCAGAUGUUGGUUUUUGGUGUCAGAGCAAACAACAAGUCAAUGUUGUCAUUAAUGUUUUUAUGUUUACUUUGAGGGAUCUAUUUGAGGGAUGUUUAGUGGUCCUAAAUAAGGCAAGAGCACUGAUGGAGCUCAUGCACAUGUAUGUUCUUUAUGUAAUAAACAAAUACAAAAAGCAUUGUCCACUGUGUUACAUUUACACAUUUUAGUGAUCAGAAAAACACUUGAACUUGUCCUAAACAGGCGGGAAACUCUCUGUACUUUUACGUGGGCAGUAUUUUAAAGCUGCUGUUGGAUUAAAAAAGUUUAAAGUCUAAACUGAACUACUGGAGCUGUGCUUGACUUUCUUCCACAAGAUCCUCUAAAGUCAGAGGAGUGAAGAUCCGAGUAUUAUUAAAGCUCAAAGAAGCUGCUUUUUAUGAAACUGUACAAACUGCCCGCUUAAGUGUAAUUAGUGCCUGUUCUCUGCUGGUGUUCACGUAUUUAUGACUGUAAUUUUGCUCUUUACAUUGUACAGUGUGAUAAUGUCUGUCCCUGGCCUUGAGAAUAAACCUACAUUAUCUUAAA
Molecule: messenger RNA, 3508 nt
Organism: Melanotaenia boesemani (Boeseman's rainbowfish)
Lineage: Eukaryota; Metazoa; Chordata; Actinopteri; Atheriniformes; Melanotaeniidae
Gene: b3gat3
Product: beta-1,3-glucuronyltransferase 3 (glucuronosyltransferase I)
Exons: 8
Coding region: 193-1203 (336 amino acids)
Biological process (GO): carbohydrate metabolic process; chondroitin sulfate proteoglycan biosynthetic process
Cellular component (GO): Golgi membrane
Molecular function (GO): galactosylgalactosylxylosylprotein 3-beta-glucuronosyltransferase activity
Source: RefSeq, a predicted model, not a curated record